UGAGCACUCGAAGGAGAAGAGCCGCGAAGCUUUCUCUUACCUGGGGAUUUUGCCAAGGAACGAUUUCUCUCCAACUGUUUGUUUAAUAUCAAGAGCAAAUUACGUCUUAGUCCGUAACUUCUAAUUCUGUUCCAUCGAAACGACAGUGCAAUUCUUAAAUCGGACUGUAUGCAUCUGGUGUAGGGUACCUGGCAUUGCUAAGGGACAUGAGAGGCUUUGCUUUGGCUUCUUCUAGGGCAUCAUCAUCAUCUGCAAUCAAGAAUCUUUCCCAAUUUCAAGAGCCAUUCGAUCAGCUUCAGUCAAAAGUAGAAAACCAUUCAAAGCUGCCCAUAGUUUAUCCAAAUCGCACUACCAUUAUUGAAGCUUCUUCAAGAGGUAAUAGUCCCUAUUCACUCAACUUUCAAGUUAAAAGGCACAACUCAGUUCCAACCUCAAACAGCUCCAUUUCAGCUAAUAACUAUAGUAAACCAAUUGAUCACGAUUUCUUUUCUCGAAUUCUCUCAAGAAAUGACUGGUUUUUGUUGUUGAACCAUGAGUUCAAGGCAAAAAGGAUAAUCUUGAAUCCUCAAUUUGUUGUUAGUGUCUUGCAAAAUCAAGAGAACCCGCUGUACCCUUUGAAAUUUUAUAUCUGGGUCUCGAAUAUCGAUCCUUUAUUUGCCAAGAAUCAAUCCGUUAAAAGUGUUUUAGCGAAUUGCUUUUAUAGGAAUGGUCCUGUGGUGUUGUCUGUUCAAUUGCUUAAAGAUAUUAGAAACUCGGGUUAUCGAGUCAACGAAGAUUUGCUUUGCAUUUUGAUUGGUAGUUGGGGCAGAUUGGGAUUGGCAAAUUAUUGUGGUGAAAUAUUUGGGCAGAUAUCGUUUCUGGAUAUCAGUCCUAGUACAAGGCUGUAUAAUGCGGCUAUUGAUGCCUUGGUGAAAUCCAAUUCUCUUGACUUGGCUUAUUUGAAAUUCCAACAGAUGUCAGCUGAUAAUUGCAAACCAGAUAGGUUUACUUAUAAUAUACUUAUUCAUGGAGUUUGUAAGAUUGGAGUAGUGGAUGAGGCACUCCGGUUGGUUAAGCAAAUGGAGGAUAUGGGAUAUUCACCUAACGUGUUCACAUAUACAAUCUUAAUUGAUGGAUUUCUUACUGCAAAGAGGAUUGGUGAAGCCUUUAGGAUUUUAGAGACUAUGAAGGCUCGGAACGUGAGUCCCACUGAAGCCACAAUUAGAUCAUUCAUUCACGGUUUGUUCCGUUCCAUGGCCCCAAGUAAGGCAUUUGAACUUGCAAUAGGAUUUAUCGAAAAAGAGCCUGUCUUGCGGAGAUUGGCUUGUGACACACUACUCUGUUGUUUGUCCGAUAAUAAUAUGGCAAGAGAAGCUGGUGCAUUGUUGGUGAAACUUGGGAAGAGAGGCUACUUACCUGACAGUUCAACAUUUAAUAUCAUAAUGAAUUGUUUGAUAAAGGGUUUUGAUCUCAACGAAACAUGUUGCAUAUUAGAUAGAUUUGUUAAGCAAGGCAUGAAGUUGGCUUUUAAUACUUAUCUUGCACUAAUUGAAGCUUUAUACAAGGCUGGUCGAGGUUUGGAAGGGGACCGCUAUUUCACUCAGAUGGUUAAGGAAGGGCUUGUAUCAAGUGUCUUCUCAUAUAACAUGGUGAUAAAUUGCUUCUGCAAAACAAGUAUGAUGGAGAAAGCAGCAAAGGCUUUUGAAGAAAUGCAGUAUAAAGGCAUUGCUCCUAACCUUGUUACUUUCAAUACCCUUAUUAGUGGGCAUUGCAAGGGUGGAGAGGUUCGCAAGGCACAACAACUGCUGCUGAUGCUUUUAGAACAUGGAUUUAAACCAGACAUCGUCACUUUUAGUUCAAUGAUUGAUGGCCUUUGUCGAGCAAAACAGGUCGAAGAUGCUUUAGGUUGUUUCACUGAAAUGGAAGAGUGGGGUGUCUCUCCCAAUGCGGUCACGUACAAUAUAUUAAUUCGUUCUUUAUGUCUCAUAGGGGAUGUUCCUAGAUCCAUGAAACUCUUGAGGAAGAUGCGAGUUGAUGGAAUAAGCCCAGAUGUUUUUUCUUUUAAUGCUCUUAUUCAAAGUUUUUGUAGAAUGGGAAAGGUGGAGAAUGCAAAGAAGCUAUUUGUUUCAAUGUUGUCACUGGGCUUGGUUCCUGACAAUUAUACCUAUGGUGCUUUUAUCAAGGUAUUUUGUGAAUCAGGGAAACCUGAUGAAGCUAAGGAGAUAUUUCGCUCAAUGGAAGCAAAUGGUUGUGUGCCUGAUUCUUUAACAUGCAAUCUAAUCUUGGGCAUUCUUGUCAAGCAAGGUCAGUUUGAGGAGGCCCAGAAAAUUGCAAGAACAUGUAGCGGAAGGGGUAUUUUAGUUGAUUGUAUUACUACCUCACAUGAGCAUGCUCUUAGUGGUUCAUAAGCUGGUUCUGCUUUGUUGAGUUUUCACUUUGACAGCAGAUCUCUGGAACAAUGUAUAUCAGAGAAUUGCACUGCUGAACUGUCUCGUUGCCAUCAUUUUGACCAGUGUUAUCAGGCAUAAAAUAUUUAUGGCUGUUCUUGAUUGGAUAUGCUUGUUGAGGCGCUAGACUUGGAUUGAAGGAAGUAGAUCAUCCUAUGCAUGUGUGACUGCAGGAUGUAUUUACUAUCUAGGACACUCAGCUGGAAAGCUUUCCAAGAAUGAGAAGAAACUUAGCUUUAGUGUUACUUGAGUUGACUUGAAGACACCUUUAUUAUGAGAAAAACUAAAAAAUAAAUCAAAUAUUUUCAGCCUCAGUUUACAUCAUCAAAAAUGCUUGUUGAAAGCCAGGGGGGCCUGUAUUAUAGAGUCUCCUUUCUAGAACUUUGAACUGAUAACUUUAUAGAUGAACUUUCACAUUUUGAAUGUAUAAGUUCAUUAACUUGUAAUCGGAAUUCGUUAGUUUUGUUGGAUGAUAUCUUUAUUGAAUUUGCUGAUCA
Molecule: messenger RNA, 2923 nt
Organism: Jatropha curcas
Lineage: Eukaryota; Viridiplantae; Streptophyta; Magnoliopsida; Malpighiales; Euphorbiaceae
Gene: PPR40
Product: pentatricopeptide (PPR) domain protein 40
Molecular function (GO): protein binding
Source: RefSeq, a predicted model, not a curated record